Molecule: messenger RNA, 3009 nt
Organism: Megalops cyprinoides (Indo-Pacific tarpon)
Lineage: Eukaryota; Metazoa; Chordata; Actinopteri; Elopiformes; Megalopidae
Gene: ppp1r3f
Product: protein phosphatase 1 regulatory subunit 3A
Exons: 5
Coding region: 179-2362 (727 amino acids)
Biological process (GO): regulation of glycogen biosynthetic process
Cellular component (GO): protein phosphatase type 1 complex
Molecular function (GO): glycogen binding; protein phosphatase 1 binding
Source: RefSeq, a predicted model, not a curated record
UCACCAUUGGUACUAUGCUGAGCAACACGUCCUGAAAGGCAGCUUCAAGCUCCCCUUCCUCGGACAUUACGGCUACACUGCGCUGCGUUCAAAUAGCCCUUUCUGCUGACAAGAGCGGGGUGCCAAAUAAUACGAUCAAUUGUAGUGUUCAUACUUAGGGUGUUUUUUCAAAGACACAAUGUCAGGCGGGAAUAACUUCUUAGCCAUUCCGGGUCAGGAGAAUCUUUUCAAAACCGUGAAAAAUGCGAGGUCGGCGGAAGAGACAUGCAGCUCGACAGCGGAGGAUGAGGAAGACGAAGAAGCCGAAGAGAGCCACCGACUUAUACCGAGGUCCUCCCCCGUGCCGAGAAGGCGCGGAAUGUCCAUUUUCGAUGAAACGGCUGAGUACAUGAGGAUUCGUCUGGCUCUGCCCAGCAGAAGAGUGUCAUUCGCGGAUUCUUCGGGCGGGGAAUUAGUAGAAGUUAAAGAGUUUGUUGCUUUUGACUCGGACGAAGAGGAAGACCCCAGGUGGGAGGAAGAAGAGGCACGCUACCGCCCACCGAGCCGCGAACCAACAUACGAAGUGUGCCCGGACUUCCAGGUGCCAACAGGCGCAGCGCUGAUCCUCGCAGUGCACACCAAUAAAGUGGAAGUGGAGUAUGUGUCCACUGUGGAGGACGAGCCCCUUGCAUUUACCGGCCUGAUUCGAGUUCUGAACAUUUCCUUUAAUAAGGCAGUGCAUGUUCGCUUCACCAUGGAUGGCUGGAGCUCUUUCUUUGAUUAUCCUGCGGAAUAUGUCCAGGGCUCUAACGAUGUGGAGACAGACAAGUAUUCCUUCAAGCUUUCAUUUGCCCCGCCUUACUUAAAUCACGGUGCCCGAAUUGAGUUCGUUGUGCGCUUCGAAACCCCCGAGGGAGACUACUGGGCAAACAACGGAGGGAAGAAUUACGCGAUGGUUCUGAAUUUAUCCUACAAAGACAACUGUGCUCGAGGGGGUGGGGCUGAUGAUCGGAAACUGAAAAGUAUCCUGAAAGACACCAGUUCCAGAAUGGAGGAUGAUGAGACACUGGCUGCAGAUGAAGAGGAAGAGGAAUUAAGGAGCACAGAGGGUCAAACAAGUGCAUGGAAGCCAUCUCCUGCUCAACCCCAAAUCACUCAUCCUGAGAUUGACAUUGAGACUAAAGAUGCCAUAUCCAGCUCUCCUCCCAAGUCCAAAACAGAUCUUCAACCAACAGAUGAUGUUCCAAUUUGUGCUGCUUCUUCCCGUGAUGAAAAUCUCCUCUCCUCUUCAGCCAAGGAACGGGAAGUAGAUGCACCAGCAGUAACAAACCAGCCCAUAACUACCCACGCCCCACUGCAAAUGCCUCAAAUACCCGAUUUUACAAAAGAUAAUCAUGCCGUGAAAGAGCACAGCGAUGAUGUCACCUCUAUACUGGGUGCACAAAUGAAUAUCCCUGGUGCUGAAACACUCCUCGCAACUAGCAUGGAAGACAGUGAGACGUCAAGUCUCGUCUCAGAGUCAGACAUUUCCCCCCAGCCCACCAAAUCAGACCCACAGCCAGCAGUCCUAGACAAAGUGCCUUUACAAGGCUGUUCUUUUCCCCUCGAUGUGGCAACACCUGACAAGGGUAGAGACAGGCCAUAUGCAGAUUUGGUGACUGGAGAAAGUAACCAAAGGUCUUUUAAGACUCAAGAGCAACCUGCUGGCCCUUCCAGUGCCGCUGAUGAAUCAGAGACUGAACCCAGAACUGGGGGUAAAUUCGAGGUUAAGGACACAGGGGCCCUUGAAAGUCACCCAUGCUCAGAGAGUGAAAGGCAGGUAACAAGAACAGUGGCGAAGGCCUGCUUUGCUUCACCUGAGGGUGCUGGGAAACUGACCAUGAGGGAUGACUCUCCUGUUGGUGAAGAGACCACCUGGACAGCAUCGACGAGGAUGCAAAGUGAGACCUUCCAGGCUGAUGGAGAUGAAUCGUGGGGCCUGGCCUCAGCUGGGCAGGUUGGGGCAACCCAAAGUCAAACCGGCCCUCUCACAGUGCCUCACUCUAACCCUGCCCUUCACACCUCACCUCCCCAGUAUCUCCAACAAGAAGUGGUCACCGAGAUUGAAAAGUCAGGUGCUGUUCUCUCUGGUGGCCUGGACUCCAUAGAAUCUUUCGUGACCCCUCAGAGUCUUGACAGUACAGAAAAUAAGGAGGAGACACAAGAGCAGGUACCAGCAUCAGCCUUCCUUCUGGCUCAGAGGGCUGAGUCUGCAGCCAAACUGCACCAAGCACUCUGGGUAUCUGUAAUCUGCUUCACUUUAGCAGUUUGCCUGGCGAUGUCUCUUCAAUACCUUCACAUCUCACUCUUUGUGAUGUUGUGUCUCGUCUGCAUCUGUAAUUGAACACCUACUUUCCACCAGCAUUUCCUCCAGUAAGUGCCGAUACUAUUCAUGUGUAAACACAGUAUGGUUUACAAAUCUAGUAAAGUAGUACAGGCAUGAUUUUUCACUUGCGGUUUGUCCACUUUCUAAUCUUAUGUGCUUCAUAAAUUAUUUCCCGUUUCCCUCCCUUUUCCAUGCAAGUGAAUGGCACCUACCUGAACUCUUGAAGUGCAAAGUCUUGACCUAAACUCAGAUGUUAAUGAUAAAUACAAAGAUGAACAAAUCCUGUUGAAAUGAACAAUGGUUGUCACACCUUAGUGAUAAAAUGUAAAAAUUACCUGAAUUGAUAUUGAGCUAUUGAGUUAUAUAGCUAUCGUUUCCACUGAUUUCAGAACCAUUUUUAAUGCUGCUUCAAUGACACAAUAUUUCAAGCCAACUAGUGCCUUAUAAAAUUAUCAAUAUUUUAAUUUCAGCACAUGCAUUCAGAUGCACUUGGAAGGCACACAAUGUCAAAAUAUUUGAGGAAAUGCAAAUUUAUAACUAAAUGACUUGUAGCUAAAAUAAUCUAACAUUACGAAACAAAUAGGUGAUUUUCCAUUGUCAAAAGCAGAACCAUGAACUAAGACUGCACUGUUACAUUGCAUUAUUACAAUUUAGCAGACACUCUU